Molecule: messenger RNA, 785 nt
Organism: Strongylus vulgaris
Lineage: Eukaryota; Metazoa; Nematoda; Chromadorea; Rhabditida; Strongylidae
Source: the annotation of a GenBank genome assembly
UCAAUCAAUUGUCAUGUGUUAAGGAAUGAUCGCAGUAAGUACAAACUCAUCUAUUUCAAUGCAAGAGCUAUAGCCGAGGUAGCACGACAGAUUUUUGCUCUAGCUGGACAACCCUAUGAAGACGUUCGAGUUAAUCCAAAGGAAUGGCCGAAACUCAAAAAAGGGAUGCCAUUUGAGCAGCUGCCCGUGUUAGAAGUGGACGGAAAGCGUAUUGCGCAAUCAUACACUAUAUGUCGUUUUUUAGCCAGACGAUUUGAAGUGGACGGAAAGCGUAUUGCGCAAUCAUACACUAUAUGUCGUUUUUUAGCCAGACGAUUUGGUUUUGCGGGUCAUACACCAUUUGAAGAAGCUGUAGUAGACUCUAUAGUGGACCAGUUCAGGGAUUACCUAUUUGAAACAAGACCAUUCUUGGUUUCGCUUAUUGGAGUUGGAGAUGGUGAUGUGGAUACACUCAAGAAAAAGUUGUUUUUGCCUGAACGAGCAAAGCUUUUUGGAUACAUGAAGAAAUUCUUAAACCAUAGUUCUUCCGGUUUUCUCGUCGGGGAUUCAUUGACAUGGGCCGAUUUAUGCCUAGCCGAACAUGUAGCCACUUAUUGUGAUAUGUUCCCAGAAAUGUUGGAAGGGUAUCCUGAGGUACGUAAAGCUUUUUGUAAAAUAGCAAGUUCAAAAGACAUUGCGAGAACUGGUCCCGAAAGCAUUUCUGCAUGCAUUUGUGAUCAUGAAGGAUGCAUUACUAACAACUAUCUGACAUGCCCGAUUUCGCUCUGGUUUCAAAAUUCUUAAGC